This is a messenger RNA of Aspergillus ibericus CBS 121593, 2022 nucleotides long. Its product is annotated as transcription factor domain-containing protein. Gene Ontology annotation, biological process: DNA-templated transcription; regulation of DNA-templated transcription. Bases 1 to 2022 code for a protein of 673 amino acids. Gene Ontology annotation, molecular function: DNA-binding transcription factor activity, RNA polymerase II-specific; zinc ion binding; DNA binding. The record is from RefSeq and is a predicted model, not a curated record. The transcript has 10 exons. NCBI's taxonomy places the organism in Eukaryota, Fungi, Ascomycota, Eurotiomycetes, Eurotiales, Aspergillaceae.
AUGGCUCAAAGAAGGGCUCGAAGUGGACUGCAGCACCGAGCUGGAGAGGAUCCGAGCGGUGCGAGACGGUCCAUGGUCGCGUGUAAUCGAUGCCGCAACCGAAAGACCCGAUGUGCUGGUAACCCACCAUAUGCGUGCGCUGCGUGCGCAGAGGUGGGCCACGAGUGUGUCUAUUCGGAGGCCGAGAAGCGCGUGUCGAUUCCGGAAAGUUACUUUCGUCGGUUGCGGUCUCAGGCCCAGGCCAACAGUCGAGAUGAGGCUCGCUCUGCGUCCUUCCCAAAUCCAGCUACAUCCAUUCAGGGCACUUCGUAUAGCGUCGAAGUGCCCCUGGAGCGAGGCGACUGGUGGUAUAAUGGGACAGAACAUUUGUUUCUGAAUCGAUCCGGUGAACAUCACUAUGUUGGUGCAUCUUCUACCACCCAUCUGGCAAAACGUCUGAAUCCUACAUCAACCAAUUUAGCAUGGGAUGUGCGACCCCUAUACGAUGACCCUUCCUCUCUACGCCGCUCAGUACCACGAUCCCUCCCUCAACUGCCGCCGUUCGAAUAUGCCAAGCGGCUCUACUGGGUCCAGUAUGUCUAUAUCGGAACAAUAUUCUCCCUCAUCCAACCCCAUGACUUCGAAGAGCGACUACACAUAGUCUAUAGCCAACCCCCUGAUUUGCUUAAUCGCGAGUCAUGUCUGGUCUACUGCCAGGUAUUGCUUGUCAUAGCGUUCGGCCUCAUGUACUCGGUCAACCAGUGGUCCGGUGAUGACGGUCCUCCGGGGUUCAGAUAUUUCAAGCAUGCACUGCGCUUUUUGCCUGACAUUCACGAGGAGGGAUCAAUAUUUUUCGUGGAGGUACUCUGCUAUGUUGCUUACUACAUGCAGAACCUCAAUCGUCGGGAUGCUGCCUUUCUAUACAUUGGUCUUGCUCUUCGCAUGGCAAUUUCACUGGGGCUCCAUCAAGAGGUCCUAGACCCAGAAAUUAGUGAGGAAGACCGUAAUCGUCGUCGGCGGGCUUGGUGGUCCGUAUAUAGUUUGGAUCGGCUACUGUCUGUCAAGUCAGGCAAUCCGAUUACAAUCCAAGAUGAGGACAUUGGAACCACAUGGCCGCAGCCAGUUAGCCCAACUGAUGUGCUUCCUUGGCCAUCGGUUGUCCUCACAUACUAUACCCAGCUGUCCAGGAUCCUGGGUAGAAUAGGAGAAGAAAUUUAUCGGAAGAAGCCGCGGUCUGGCUCAAACCUGCUAGCCUCAGUACAAAGCAUUACCGAUGAGCUUUCCGACUGGCUUCGACGAGUACCCGAUCGAUUGCGUAUAGACUUUUCCAGGCUGAGUACACAUAUCAACCGCGAGUCGGUGUCAAUAUUCCUACACUUCUAUUCUUGCGUCAACAUGACCGCACGGCCCUUGGUCUUCUAUGUGAUCCAGCGUCGCCUCGACGCGGAAGCCGGUGGCUCUGCGACGGAUGACUGGAAGGAAGGGCUGUCGCAGAAUACAGUUGCGGUAAUUGACAGCUGUGUGGCAGCAGCUCGGGCCACCACCCUUAUAAUGGAUGCUGCAGCGAAGCAUAACUUGGUUGCUACUUAUGGCUACCUCGACGGAGAGUACGUCUUUUCCGCCGCUCUCCUGCUUGUAAUGGUGAAUGCUGCAUUUCCACAUAACGCAGCUAAUGCGCGGGCGAUGGAGAUUUCAAUAAGUCUGCUUCGCAGCAUGGCUGAUCGGGGCAAUACUAAUUUGGCUGCCCGCCACUCGCUACUUCUUGAGCUUCAGUCGUCCAUCGGGCAAAAUCGCGCAAGGAGAGAAGGCGACGCCGUCGAAGCGCCGAUUACGCCCAGCAGCACACAGCAACCGACCCCGUCGAAUAAUGCAAUUGGCCCUCCGACGAACACUACGUGGACUCCACAGCAGGACUUGCCGUCAGUGCAGGAGAUCUCGUUCAACUUUGAUAUCAACGAUGAUCCGGGCCUCUGGGAGGAGGUUUUGGGCCAGAUUGACAUUGACAUGGAUACUGACUGGAUUGAAAACACGUUAAAGCGGUAA